AUGGAGUACUCCCAUGGAUUGAUUGACCCGAUCUCGCCGUUCACGGCCGGCUUCACCCAUGCCCCGUCCCACGCAUACCCCCGCGCUCCAAAACCCGGGCCGCGCCCGUACCCCGCCCCGGGUGUAGCCACCGGCGGAGGUGUGACGGGCUGGUCGCAACGCGGUGGGACAGCCUCACGUGCCGGCUUGUUGCACACGGGCCUGUCCCUGAUCGCAGCCUACGAUGAUUUGAUGCGCUCGGCCCAACACGAGCGCCAACAACUGGCGCUCACGCUCAAGGAGCGCGACAACGAGCUCACGGCCAAGGACUACAAGAUCCAACAAGCCCGCAAAAUGGUGGAGGACGAGCGACGCGGGCGACUAGCCGCCGAACAAGAUCGCGAUGCCUUUGCCCAACAGUCCUUGGCCGUGAGCUCGUUGUCGCGCUCCUUGAGCGUGACGCCAGUUGUUGGCGCUCGUGUUGUGCCGCCAACCGCCGGCGCAACUCUGGACCUGCGUGCUCACCGACCAGAACUCGCGCUCGGCGCCCGAAUGGAACACCGACCCGCAGCGCAUCAAAUCAUCGUAGGCUGCGAUCAGGGACAGGCCCCCCGUCACACCUCCGCCGGUGGCUACACCCGGGGCGGGGGUACGGGCGCGGCCCGGGUUUUGGAGCGCGGGGGCCCCAUCCCUUGCAUGGGCCCCGGUAACCGGACUCCAACGGCCCGACCCAAUGAAAAAGCUGCUUUGGUGGACUUUUGCUCCAAUGAACCCCCCAUGAUUCCCGCCAUCUUGAUGCACUGCAUCCGAGAAGUGGAAGCCCGAGGACUCAGCUCAGUUGGCAUUUACCGCAUCCCCGGCAAUGAAGCCGAUGCUCUCAACUUGCUAGAAAAGUUCAUGCGAGACAAGUGUGCUCCCUCAUUGAGCCGCUACGACAUUCACGUGAUCACUAGCACGGUCAAGAAGUUUCUCAAAUCAUUGAAGGAACCCAUCAUUCCUCAUAGCCUUCGUCGCGUAUUUGUGGAUGCGGCCACGAAUCCAGAUUCCACUGACGGAGACGCUGCACUCUAUCAAGCGGUCUCGGAACUGCCCAGGCCCAAUCGAGACACCCUGGCCUAUCUGAUUCUCCAUCUUCAGCGCGUGGCUGACAGUCCAGACUGCAAGAUGACGUUGGACACCCUCUCCACGUGUAUGGGGCCCACUGUCGUGGGUUUCUCUUCCAAUGAUCCGGCACAGGCUUUAGCCGAGGCGGGAGUGCCUCGAGAAGUGACUAGAGCUCUGAUCCAUCUGAGCUCGGACUAUUGGUCGAACUUCUUGCAAUACGAACAGGAGAAUAUGUUCCCCAGCCUGAACACGCCAGACAUUGCAACGGGCACAACCAAGACUCCGUACAAAUCUGUGGUGGCUCAACGAACCCGCUCGAGGAUAUCCAGCCAUCAAAAGGCUGAAUACUUCCAUUCCCCUAUGCUUUUCUAAGGGACAAGUCCCCAUCCCACCCACUUUUUCACAUAAACCUUUGUCCAAACACUUUCCUAGUGCGUCACCAACUCGGAUGGAAGAUUCAUUCACGGCAGAAAGUAGACGAGACUGAAGAAGAAAAUUCGAUUAACCCAUUGCGUUGUCGUCAGAACCGUGAGAAAGACCCUUUUUCCUGAACCCCGAUUCACUACAGAGGCAACUGCUUCACGUCUGUUAAGUACAUAAUCUCCAUCCAUCUAACAAAAAUGGUCAAUUUUGGUGAUUAAAUUCGAUCAAUCGGA
Tigriopus californicus is the source of this 1739-nucleotide messenger RNA. RefSeq names its product rac GTPase-activating protein 1-like. The transcript has 8 exons. Gene Ontology annotation, biological process: signal transduction. The record is from RefSeq and is a predicted model, not a curated record. The coding region runs from base 1 to 1455 and encodes 484 amino acids. NCBI's taxonomy places the organism in Eukaryota, Metazoa, Arthropoda, Copepoda, Harpacticoida, Harpacticidae.